Anthonomus grandis grandis is the source of this 1048-nucleotide messenger RNA. RefSeq lists its product as uncharacterized. Lineage: Eukaryota; Metazoa; Arthropoda; Insecta; Coleoptera; Curculionidae. The transcript has 2 exons. The record is from RefSeq and is a predicted model, not a curated record. Bases 108 to 1028 code for a protein of 306 amino acids.
UUGAUACCACUUUUCGAAGAGCGAUCUGUACAAGAGAAAGAUUAGCUGUAUUUUUAAGAUUCUUAGCCACUGGCAAUUCAUUUCGAUCUCUUGGCUUCAGUUAUAAAAUGGGAUUUAGCACAGUUCGUGAAAUUAUCAAAGAAGUAGCAAAGGCCAUAAAGGAACUUCUAGCAUCAGAAUUUUUACCAAUACCCACAGAGCAACGAUGGGAAGAAAUAAGUGCAAGAUAUCAGUCUAUGUGGAACUUUCCUAACUGUAUAGGCGCUUUAGACGGAAAGCAUAUAAAUAUUCGCUGUCCUAUUAAUGGCGGAUCAAAUUAUUAUAACUACAAAGGUUGUAACUCAAUUGUUCUGCUGGCGCUGGUGGAUGCUAAUUACCGAUUCAUAGUGAUUGAUGUGGGCUCAUAUGGUCGCAACAGCGAUGGAGGAAUUUUUGCCAAGUCUUCUCUGGGAAUUUCGUUAGCUAAUAAUACACUGAAUCUUCCAGCUGAUAAGCCGCUUACACAAAACGGUGAAGCUUUACCUCAUGUUAUUGUGGGAGACGAAGCUUUCCCACUAAAAUCGUAUUUAUUACGCCCCUAUAACCGGCGUUAUGUAGCAGGAAAUGAGCCAAAUAAAAUUUUUAACUAUAGGCUUUCGCGGGCUAGGAGAGUAGUGGAAAAUAGUUUUGGAAUUCUUGCAGCACGAUGGCGAAUUUUUCUUAAGCACAUGGAAAUACAACCAGAUUUUGUUGAUGACAUAGUAUAUGCCGCAAUUUGUCUUCAUAAUAUGUUAUGCUGCAAUAAUGAUUUUGAGCCAGAAGAAAUAUAUCGUAACACCCUCGAAUCGUGUUUUACAUUAGUGCCACCCUUGGGUCAAAAUUCUACUCAAGAUGCUUUUCGCGUUCGGGACAAAUUUAGAGAUUAUUUUCUAUCAGAUAUUGGUAGUGUACCAUGGCAAUUAGAAACUGUACGACGUGGACGUAACGUAAUAAUAAAUUUAAAAAAAUACAGUACCUAUGUAACUAUGUAUGUAUAUAAAAAUAAAUAAAAUAAAUUAAAAUAAGCUUA